Molecule: messenger RNA, 1764 nt
Organism: Xylaria bambusicola
Lineage: Eukaryota; Fungi; Ascomycota; Sordariomycetes; Xylariales; Xylariaceae
Product: isocitrate dehydrogenase NADP-dependent
Exons: 3
Coding region: 227-1609 (460 amino acids)
Biological process (GO): isocitrate metabolic process
Cellular component (GO): mitochondrion
Molecular function (GO): magnesium ion binding; isocitrate dehydrogenase (NADP+) activity; NAD binding
Source: RefSeq, a predicted model, not a curated record
UCUGCUGCAGCUAGCCCGAGGCUCCUCCUGCUCCUCCUACUAGCUCCGUCCUUUGGUCCGUUCCGAGCUCUCGAGACUGCCCGGCUACAAUUCUCGCUGCGAUUGGCUUCCUCGGCUGUCCCUCCUGUCUGAUCACCACGCCCGGGCCCUGAGUCGGGUCUUGCCUACACACAUAUAAUUAUCGUCGACUAGUGUGCGCCUUUCCGUCCCUCCGGUUCUGUUCAUCAUGAAUACCGUCUUUCCAGUCACCCGCCUCGUCCGGUCGUCCUUCCUGCCCAGAUCUCGAUCUGCGCUCCCAUUCAGAACGUCAUCGCCCAUUGCUAUCGCUCGCCCAGCCGCACCCGUCGCCUUUUUCCACCACACUAGAAUCAACAUGGCGCAAAAGAUCAAGGUCCAGAACCCCGUCGUCGAGCUAGACGGCGACGAGAUGACUAGGAUCAUCUGGAAGGACAUCAAGGACAAGCUCAUCCUUCCCUAUCUCGAUGUCGACCUAAAGUACUACGAUCUUGGCCUCGAGUACCGUGACGAGACGAACGACCAGGUCACCAUCGACGCCGCCGAGGCUAUCAAGAAGUACUCGGUGGGUGUCAAGUGCGCCACCAUCACUCCUGAUGAGGCGCGUGUUGAGGAGUUCAAGCUCAAGCAAAUGUGGUUGUCUCCCAACGGCACGAUCCGAAAUGCGCUAGGCGGUACUGUCUUCCGCGAACCCAUUGUCAUCCCCCGCAUUCCUCGACUAGUGCCUGGCUGGAAGAAGCCCAUUAUCAUUGGACGUCAUGCCUUCGGCGACCAAUACCGCGCUAAGGACCGCGUUAUCCCGGGGCCCGGCAAGCUGAGCAUGGUCUACACUCCGGAGGGUGGCCAGCCCGAGGAGAUUGAGGUUUUCCAAUUCAAGAACGGUGGUGGCGUUUCCCAGACCCAGUACAACACGGACGAGAGUAUCACCGGCUUCGCGCAUGCGAGCUUCAAGCUCGCGCUCGACAAGAGCCUCCCGCUGUACAUGAGCACCAAGAACACUAUCUUGAAGAAGUACGACGGACGAUUCAAGGACAUCUUCCAGGAGAUAUACGAUACUCAGUACAAGAAGGAAUUCGAGGCUAAGAACAUAUGGUAUGAGCACCGUCUCAUUGAUGACAUGGUCGCUCAGAUGAUUAAGAGCUCUGGAGGCUACAUCAUGGCCCUGAAGAACUAUGACGGUGACGUGCAAUCCGAUAUCGUAGCUCAAGGAUUCGGCUCCCUAGGUCUUAUGACUUCGGUCCUCAUCACACCCGACGGAAAGACAUUCGAGUCGGAAGCCGCGCAUGGUACCGUGACACGACACUACCGCGAGCACCAGAAGGGCCGCGAGACCUCCACGAACCCCAUCGCUAGCAUCUUUGCCUGGACCCGUGGGUUGGUCCAGCGUGGCAAGCUCGACAACACUCCUGAUGUCGUCGCGUUCGCAGAGUCCCUUGAAAAGGCCUGUGUCGACACAGUAGACAUUGAUGGAAUCAUGACCAAGGAUCUUGCCCUCGCGUGCGGUAAGACCGCUCGUGAAGACUACGUCACUACCACCGAGUACCUGAACGCCGUCGAGAAGCGUCUCAAGAGCUCCUUGAAAGAGAAGCUAUAAACCCUGACUGUCCAAGUAUUUCGAUAUUCCUAACCUAGACCGGCCUGAACAAGAACAGUCAGAGCCACGCUAUGAGGAAGCGCCGACCCAUGAGACAGCAAUUCAUCGCGAUUUAGAGGUGAUCCCAUGAUACCAGCUCCCUCCCUCCCUAUCUA